UCGUGUCCCCUGCAUGCGUUGUAAACAGUGCUGUGCUGCUCUCUUCACUCCGGGUGUGCAGACUGUGCUCCGUGUUUCCCCAUUGUAAUCCCAGCAAACUUUAUAUUCAAGGCAAACUGCAGCUUUCAGUGGUUUAGAGACUCCUAAUAUUGGUACAUCAAGUUUACCGGGGCUGCAGUAUCUUGUCCAGCAGUGUUCAUUGUCGGAAGUGACAAUCGUUCAUAAUGAGCAAGGCAGGCAGCAAAAUGAAGGCAAUGAAGAAAGUGGUGGAUAAGGUGGUCCAUGGUAACCUCAUCAAGACCAACAUACCUGCUGGGAUGGCUGUUGCUGGACCACCACUUGGACCCAUGCUGGGACAGCGUGGCCUCAACAUCGCAGCAUUCUGUAAGGAUUUCAAUGCCCGUACUGCACAUUUCAUUGAAGGCGUCCCACUUCCAUGCAGGAUACUUGUGAAGUCAGACCGCUCUUAUGAACUCACCAUCCACAAUCCACCAUCAACAUACUUUCUUAAGCAAGCUGCUGGGAUCCAGAGAGGUGCUAUGAGUCCAGGCAAAGAAAUCGCUGGAAAAAUAACCCUAAAGCAUGUAUAUGAAAUAGCCAAAAUCAAACAACAAGAUCCACCCUUAUAUCUCACACCUCUCAAAGAAAUUUGUGAAUUGGUCAUCGGUUCAGCGCACUCUUGUGGGAUUGAGGUUGUAAGAGAUCUAGACGCCAAAGAAUAUGAGGAAUUCCUUAAUGAACGCAAAUUGGUGGUUGAAGACCAGCAGCGAGAGUUGCAAGAGAAGAAAGAAGCAAAGUUGUUAAGGAAAUAGUCAAAUGUGUAUUAUAUUUAUAUUAUACUGCAUCAUAUAUCAUGCUUCUGUACAUAACACUUGUGACCACUACUGAUUAGUAUUAAAUAUUUUAAUAUGGA
Messenger RNA from Scylla paramamosain (green mud crab), 913 nucleotides. RefSeq names its product large ribosomal subunit protein uL11m-like (gene mRpL11). The coding region runs from base 225 to 812 and encodes 195 amino acids. The record is from RefSeq and is a predicted model, not a curated record. Gene Ontology annotation, biological process: translation. Gene Ontology annotation, molecular function: structural constituent of ribosome; large ribosomal subunit rRNA binding. The transcript has 5 exons. Gene Ontology annotation, cellular component: ribosome; mitochondrial large ribosomal subunit. NCBI's taxonomy places the organism in Eukaryota, Metazoa, Arthropoda, Malacostraca, Decapoda, Portunidae.